AUGUCAUCUCUGGACUACGUGAAGAAGGACUGUUUAUCAUCGGCCUCUCUGAAAAGCACUUUAACAAAAAUCCACAGGCGAAGACAAAAGGAGAUCUCAGGAGACAAGACCCUGGAGACAGAGACUGACUUCAUCCUGUGCAGGCCCUCGUCGCUCAGCUGUGUCAGUCGCAGUCGUACCGUUCUCAGGAUUCUCAUCGCUUGUAUCAUCUCUUUCUUGGCUUUGCUGUGCGCUGUGAGCAUGGACUUCCAGUCCUCUUUAACUCGAUGGCAGUCCACUAAAGCCGCGCUGACAGAGCUGACGUCCUGCAGGACCAACGUCACCCUCGCGCUCGUGCUGGAGCUCCAAACCUUACGAAACCUCAGUGUGUCAUCAGAGAAUGGUCAGGGCGAGUUCCUCAGCUCCUGGUCCAUCACCAUGCUCACGCUCAGCCGAUGUUGUACGGAGACGGACGUGGACGCUUUGGGUCAGCCCUGUGAUCUUGACUUGCCUGAGUUUUGUGAGCGUCUUCAGUCUGAUCUUUCGGAGCUUCUCAACGCCACACAGAGAGACGGGCUCACGGUUUUUACCCUGGCUAUUGAGAAGAUAUUACUUCUGUGGGGCGUGAAAGAAAUAGACAUCGGUUUCCUGAAACUCAACCCCGACUGGACAGACGUUCUUGCUCUGAAACGGCUCGUGACACUUCAGGAGCUGAACUCACGCUUGAUGACGGGCGAAAGAGAGAUUCAGGAUGAAAUGUGGCAAGCGACGACACUCGUGGCGGUCGUUAAAGAGAUGUCUGAAAAUCUUCAGCACUGCUGGACGGAAAACAUGGACACCGAGUUAAACUUGACCAAUAGCAAAGAUUUUGGCCUCUCCGAUGGCUCUGUAGAGUUCACGCUGGCCCUGGAGAACACGCUGAGGUGUUUUCACGACUGCGCCGGAUGGGCUCUGAAACUCAAAUCCAGAGACGUCUCGUCGACCAUCAGUCUGCAGAUCUGCCUGCUCGCCAUCGCCUGUCUGAUUUACCCCGUAGUACUUCUGUCCUUCAAACAAAUGACCGACUGGAUCCAGGACUACGCUCGGAGUCUCAGGGAGAAGACGGAAGACCUGAAGAGAGAACGACGUCUGGCAGAAGAUCUCCUUCAUCAGAUGUUGCCCAAAUCUGUGGCCAAGCAGCUGCGUCAGAACAAACACGUGGAGGCCGAGAGUUAUGAGAAGGUGACUAUUUUCUUCUCUGAUGUCGUGGGCUUUACGGCUAUAUCAGCCUCCUGCACUCCGCUACAAGUUGUUGAGAUGCUCAAUAACCUCUACAUGUGUUUCGACACACGUAUCGACUCCUACGAUGUCUACAAGGUGGAGACGAUAGGAGACGCGUACAUGGUGGUGAGUGGACUGCCGGAGAGAAACGGAGACAAACACGCGGACGAGAUCGCUAAAAUGUCUCUGGAUCUGGUGGCUGCUGUCAGACAGGUGUCAAUACCGCACAUGGCCACUCAACGCCUUCAGCUCCGCGCCGGCAUACACACAGGUCCUUGUGUUGCUGGUAUUGUUGGUUAUAAGAUGCCCCGGUACUGUCUGUUUGGAGAUACAGUGAACACCGCCUCUCGGAUGGAAUCCACCAGCCUGCCCCAGAAGAUUCAUGCAAGCUCUGCGUCAUAUCUGGCGCUCAUGAAGGACAACGCUUAUGAGUUACAGCUCCGCGGUGAGAUUGAAGUGAAGGGGAAAGGUAAAAUGAACACAUACUGGUUGAUCGGUCACAAAAACUACAGUGUCCAGAAUGACAGUCUGGUGUGUCACUGGAACCCAAAUAUCUCCAGAAAGAAAAAGCCUCCUGCGGGGAGCAACGCCAGCGUGGCAGGUGACAGCCUGACAGCCGUCUCUCGGCCCGAUGUUCUGCAUCACCUGCAGGGGUCAGAGGUCACGCUGCGAGUUUCUGCACAGGUGGAGAAGUGCGCCGGCAGGUUUGGGACGCUGGGCUCAAUGGUGGGAGCGCUGCAGGAGACAGAGGAAAGCCCAGCCAAUCAACACAAUGACAAAAGCUCGCUGCUUCCUGGUUCAGUGACUCACUGCACCGCUGAUCAAUGACAGGACAGGA
Molecule: messenger RNA, 2077 nt
Organism: Triplophysa rosa
Lineage: Eukaryota; Metazoa; Chordata; Actinopteri; Cypriniformes; Nemacheilidae
Exons: 8
Coding region: 1-2067 (688 amino acids)
Biological process (GO): cGMP biosynthetic process; receptor guanylyl cyclase signaling pathway; intracellular signal transduction
Molecular function (GO): peptide receptor activity; guanylate cyclase activity
Source: RefSeq, a predicted model, not a curated record